Phlebotomus argentipes is the source of this 611-nucleotide messenger RNA. It is a transcript of the gene mago, whose product is annotated as protein mago nashi. Lineage: Eukaryota; Metazoa; Arthropoda; Insecta; Diptera; Psychodidae. The transcript has 2 exons. Bases 110 to 553 code for a protein of 147 amino acids. Gene Ontology annotation, biological process: RNA splicing. The record is from RefSeq and is a predicted model, not a curated record. Gene Ontology annotation, cellular component: catalytic step 2 spliceosome; exon-exon junction complex; nucleus.
CCGGCAAAACGUCAAAACAACGCAAUCCAUUCUGAAUCGUUUCGCGAAAAUAUCAUAAUUAUCCCAUUCAAUUUCACCGCAAUUGCACGGGAAAGGUGAUCAUCGCAGAAUGACCACUGAGGACUUUUAUUUGCGCUACUACGUGGGCCACAAGGGGAAGUUUGGCCAUGAGUUCCUCGAGUUUGAGUUUCGUCCCGACGGAAAGCUGAGGUACGCCAACAAUUCCAACUACAAGAACGACACGAUGAUCCGCAAGGAGGCUUAUGUCCACCACUCGGUGAUGGAGGAACUGAAGAGAAUCAUUGUGGACUCGGAGAUCAUGGCUGAGGAUGAUGCUCUCUGGCCGCCACCGGAUCGUGUUGGGAGACAGGAGCUGGAAAUUGUCAUUGGCGAUGAGCACAUCUCCUUCACCACUUCCAAAACCGGAUCUUUGGUGGAUGUCAAUCAAUCAAAGGAUCCAGAAGGCCUGCGUGGCUUCUACUACCUCGUUCAGGAUCUCAAAUGCCUGGUGUUCUCCCUCAUUGGACUGCACUUCAAGAUUAAGCCAAUAUAAAUUAUAGCCAGACGUCUGAAAAUGAAUAAAGAUCAAAGAGGUAACUUUUUCAAAUGAA